Anastrepha ludens (Mexican fruit fly) is the source of this 5170-nucleotide messenger RNA. RefSeq lists its product as uncharacterized. Gene Ontology annotation, molecular function: zinc ion binding; DNA-binding transcription factor activity. The transcript has 15 exons. The coding region runs from base 149 to 5002 and encodes 1617 amino acids. Gene Ontology annotation, cellular component: nucleus. Lineage: Eukaryota; Metazoa; Arthropoda; Insecta; Diptera; Tephritidae. The record is from RefSeq and is a predicted model, not a curated record.
GCUCAGAGUAGAAAAGUGUGAGUAAAAGCAUUAUUCUUACUACAAAAGUACGGGAACAGAGCUAAAAUUUUGUUAUGUUUCUGCAUUAACCAAAACGGUAUCCGUCUUAAAAACUUAAAAUUUCAUUGAAGAGCUAUCUUUUACAAAAAUGUUAUGUCGACUGUGUCUAAAAGAAUCCAAUUGCUGUUUGGAAAUAUUUGAUGUCAAUGGGAAACAACUGGGGAUUGCGGAUAUACUGGAGCGGCAUUUUUGGUUUCAGCCCAAUCCUAAUGACUCCAUUUCGACAGCCAUAUGCCGCAUAUGCUGGCUGAAAGUAAGUGACUUUCAUCAGUUCUACUUGACAGUGGAACAGGCGCAUUCCCUACUAAAUAAUACCGAUGUGAAAUACGAAACUGUCACCAUUGGCGUGGACCAAGAAUUUGUUGAAAAUACUGUGCAAAUUAAAGAAGAGUUUUUAGAACAGCUACGUCAAACAGAAAACCCCGACGAAGCCAUUAAUCCGCUAUAUGAGUCGGAAUUUGAGGAUGCCGAAAGGGAGGGGGUGGAGGAAAACGGAAUAAACCAGAAAGUCAUCAAAGAAGAGUCAAGUGGCGCAUUAGAGGAGGCAGAAGGGUUUGCUCAACGUGUAAGAACAAUGGGACAAAAACGAAAAAAUGUACGAAGGAAACCAACUGCAACCAGAAAAGUACCUAAAAAGGAAGUGGAAGAGGAGGACGAAGAUAGUGAAGGUGAAAAUGAUGAUGCUGAUGCUGAUGCUGAUGAUGAGCAGAAGCCAAAACGACAAAAGGUUAUUAAAUCAACGCCACAAGAUGACGCAAUGAUCAAAAAGCAUAUUGCCAUGGGUUGUGAAUUAUGUGCCUAUGUGGCUGAAGACUUCGCUGCAAUGAGCAAACACUUUCGGUUGCAGCAUCCAAACAUAAAACCUUACAUUCGUUGUUGUAAUAAGAAACUAAACAAACGAUUUAAAAUAGUGCAACACGCGUAUAAGCACGAGGAUCCAGAUUUUUUUAAGUGCCAUGAAUGUCAAAAGGUAUUUUCCGAUCGGUAUACUCUAAAAUCUCAUAUGAUUGGCUCGCAUGCACCUGAAGAAGAACUCAAUUUCGCCUGCGACCAAUGUCCUAAAAAGUUUUCCCGCAAACAUUUGUUGGAGUUACAUAGACCGUCGCAUGUGCCUAUGAGUGAGCGCACUUUCAUCUGUGAUCAAUGUCCAAAUAGUCGUUUCGCUAGCAAUCACUUAUUGAAAAUUCACAUUAGCAUGCGUCAUCGUCGGGCAACGAACGUGUGCCAUGUGUGUGCCAAAGAGAUACGUGACAAAGCAUCAUUCGAGAAGCAUGUCCGUUUGCAUUUCGAAGAUAGUGGGCCGCGAGUUAAAUGCCCCCGACCCGAUUGUGACCGUUGGCUUAAGGAUGAAGAAAAUCUGCGGCAACAUAUGCGACGUCACAACGACGAAGGACUGGUGUUUACUUGCGACGAAUGCGGACGCGUUUGUAAGAACCGUCGUGCGCUGCGUAGCCACAUACACUACGUACACUCCAACGAAGUGUUCACCUGUGAGGAAUGUAAUAAAACAUUCAAGAAAGCUAUUACUUUACGGGAGCAUAUGGCACAGCAUACGGGUGAAAGUCUCUAUAAAUGCCCAUUUUGUACGCGAACUUUCAAUUCGAAUGCGAACAUGCACUCGCACAAGAAGAAGAUGCAUCCCGUUGAAUGGGAUGUUUGGCGCAAAACGAAGCAGGGAAGCUCACAACAAUUGAUAAGCAAGCAGCAGAGCAAUAUACCGCAUCCAGAUGAUCAUAUGUCGGCGGUAAUUUGUUCCACCUGCUGGUUGAAAGUGAACGACUUCCAUCAAUUCUAUGUAACAGUGGAGCAGACACAUUCAACCCUCAGUAAUGAUGUCGUGAAGAAAGAGUCUUUCACUGAAUUACUGGACAAUGAAUUUAUUGACCCCGAUUUGAGUAUUAAAGAAGAGUUUGCCGAAGUACCUUGCUUAUUAAGUACGGAAACAACGGGCAUUGAAAGUGAACAGCUAAAUCCAUUUUGUGAGCUGGAUUCUAAUAAAAUAGUGGACAACGAAUUUCAUGCACAAAGUGAAGAAUCGAAUGGUGAAGACACAAAAACGGAAGACAACGCCGGAAACCUACCUUUGUCAAGUUGUACAUUGGAAAAGAAAGGAAAAUGUGUAACUCGAAAAUUGACAGCUUCUAGAAGAAUUGGUCGUAAUAAGCCAAAAGAAGGUGCAAAAGAUGUUAAUCAUGCGGAAGAAAUGAAAGAAAGAUAUAGCGUUAAGACGUCUCGGGAGGAUGAUGAAAUGGUGAAAAAAUAUAUACAAAUGAGUUGUGAACUUUGCACUUUUAUCAGCGAGGAUUAUACCUCAAUAAGAAAGCAUUUUCAAAUACAGCAUCCCAAGAUUAAAUCAUAUGUGCGCUGUUGUAAUAAAAAACUAUUCCAUCGACUUGAAAUUGUUCAACAUGCCUACAAACAUCAUGAUCCCGAAUUCUUUAAGUGCAAAGUUUGCCAGAAACUUUUUUCCGAACAAGCAACACUAUCACGCCACAUGAUUGCCGCACAUGCACCGGAAGAAGAAUUGAAAUUCCACUGCGACCAAUGUCCUAAAAGAUUUUCACGACAAAAAAAGCUUGAACUCCAUAGGAACUCACAUGUACCGAAGAAUGAGCGAACAUUCAUAUGUGACCAAUGUCCCGACAGUCGCUUCGCUAGCAAUGAUUUAUUGAAAAUUCACAUUUGCAUGCGCCAUCGACGUGCAACAAACGUUUGUCAUGUAUGUGCUAAAGAGAUACGUGACAAAGCUUCAUUCGAGAAGCAUGUGCGCUUACAUUUCGAAGAUAGUGGUCCAAAGGUUAAAUGUACAAUGGAAGGUUGUGACCGUUGGCUUAAGGACGAGGAUAACCUUCGACGACAUAUACGAAGAUUACAUACCAAAGAGGAGAAAGCAGUACAGUGUGAUAUAUGCGGACGGGAAUGUAAGAAUAAGUGUGCAUUAAGUAAACACAAACGCCGGGUUCACUCCAACAUCGUAUUCACCUGCGAAGAAUGUAAAAAAACCUUUAAACGAGCGAUUUACUUACGGGAACAUAUGACGCAGCAUACUGGUGAAAUCCUCUACAAAUGUCCAUUUUGUACACGCACAUUCAAUUCCAAUGCAAAUAUGCACUCGCACAAAAAGAAAAUGCACCCCAUAGAAUGGGACAAUUGGCGAAAAACAAAUAAUUGUUGGGUUAAAAGCUUGUAUACCUUUUGCAAAACACAAAACUUUUUUAAUAUGUUAUGUAGGCUUUGCAUAAAAUACAGCGAUGGUUUUCUAAAUAUGUUUGACAGGAAUGGUGUGGGGCUAGGAAUUGCCGAUAUACUCGGCCGUCACUUCUGGUUCAAGCCGCAUCCAGAUGAUCAUAUGUCGGCGGUAAUUUGUUCCACCUGCUGGUUGAAAGUGAACGACUUCCAUCAAUUCUAUGUAACAGUGGAGCAGACACAUUCAACCCUCAGUAAUGAUGUCGUGAAGAAAGAGUCUUUCACUGAAUUACUGGACAAUGAAUUUAUUGACCCCGAUUUGAGUAUUAAAGAAGAGUUUGCCGAAGUACCUUGCUUAUUAAGUACGGAAACAACGGGCAUUGAAAGUGAACAGCUAAAUCCAUUUUGUGAGCUGGAUUCUAAUAAAAUAGUGGACAACGAAUUUCAUGCACAAAGUGAAGAUGAAGACUCGAAUGGUGAAGACUCGAAAACUGAAUACAAUGUGCCAGUGGGAAGGAAAAUUUAUGAACAUAGCUCAGAAUCGAAUGGUGAAGACCCAAAGACGGAAGACAACGCCGGAGAUCUGCCUUUGUCAAGUUGUACGUUGCGUAAGAAACGUAAAUGUGUAACUCGAAAAUUGACAGCUUCUAGAAGAGUUGGUCGUAAUAAAUCAAGAAAAGGUCAAAAAAUUGUGACAGCAAAGGAAGUUGAUCAUGCUGAAGAAAUGAAAGAAAAAUAUAGCGUAAAGACAUCUCGGGAAGAUGAUGAAAUGGUGAAAAAAUAUAUACAAAUGAGUUGUGAACUUUGUACUUUUAUCAGCGAGGACUAUACCUCAAUAAGAAAACAUUUUCUAAUACAGCAUCCUAAUAUUAACUCAUACGUGCGCUGUUGCAAUAAGAAAUUAUUUCGCCGGCUUGAAAUUGUUCAACAUGCCUAUAAGCAUCAUGACCCCGAAUUCUUUAAAUGCAAAGCUUGCCAGAAACUUUUUUCCGAUGGGGCAACACUAUCACGCCACAUGAUUGCCGCUCAUGCACCGGAAGAAGAAUUGAAAUUUCACUGCGACCAAUGUCCCAAAAGAUUCUCACGACAAAAGAGGCUUGAACUACAUAGGAACUCGCAUGUACCGAAGAAUGAGCGAACAUUCAUAUGUGACCAAUGUCCCGACAGUCGCUUCGCUAGCAAUGAUUUAUUGAAAAUUCACAUUUGCAUGCGCCAUCGUCGUGCAGUGAACGUUUGUCAUGUGUGUGCUAAAGAGAUACGGGAUAAGGCUACAUUUGAAAAACAUGUACGUUUACAUUUCGUACAUGGGCCAAAGGUUAAAUGUACAAUAGAAGGUUGCGAUCGUUGGUUUAAGGAUGAAGAUAACGUUCGACGACAUAUCCGAAGAUUACAUACCAAAGAGGAGAAAGCAGUGCAGUGUGAUAUAUGCGGACGGGAAAGUAAGAAUAAGAGUGCAUUAAGUAAGCAUAAACGCCGAGUUCACUCCAACAUCGUGUUCACCUGUGAAGAAUGUAAAAAAACAUUUACGCGUGCGAUUUACUUACGGGAACACAUGACGCAGCAUACUGGUGAAAUCCUCUACAAAUGUCCAUUUUGUACACGCACAUUCAAUUCCAAUGCAAAUUUGCACUCUCACAAGAAGAAGAUGCAUCCCAUUGAAUUGGACAAUUGGCGAAAAACAAAUAAUGGAAGUUCACAACAGUUUAUUGAGCAGCAAGAAAAUUUACAAAACCUGAUUGCUCCAACUAUCCAGUGAUAAGUAUUUGGCAUGUUCAGCUAAAAUAUUAUAUACAGACCUAAACUAAAAGGGUAAAAUUAUGUGUAUUAGAAAUUGUAGACUAAUUUAUUUGUAUCCGAAUAGCAGAAUUAAGUUUAAUCUAUGUAAAUCCUUUUUCAUACCAUUUAAUAUAUGUACAUAUGUAUC